Messenger RNA from Bactrocera tryoni, 1379 nucleotides. RefSeq lists its product as uncharacterized. Gene Ontology annotation, biological process: positive regulation of DNA-templated transcription. Bases 289 to 1128 code for a protein of 279 amino acids. The record is from RefSeq and is a predicted model, not a curated record. Lineage: Eukaryota; Metazoa; Arthropoda; Insecta; Diptera; Tephritidae. The transcript has 4 exons. Gene Ontology annotation, cellular component: nuclear body. Gene Ontology annotation, molecular function: DNA binding.
AAUAGAGACUAGAGACUGGUUACAGAAUCCCGCUAUAAGUAUACCCAAUUGUUGGGGGGAAAUACAAUUGGCUGUUUGCAAAUAGGUGCAGUCAUCCUCUUCUAUAUUAUCGAUAUCGUCGCAUAUAAAUAACUAUUAUCGAAGAACUAUCGUUUUCUGCUCUUUUCUGAAAAGUUAAUAAAACAAGUUUAGAACGCGUUCAUAUAAGUGCAUAAAUCACGAGUUCUGAUUAAAUUACUCUAAAUGUAAUUAAAGAGUAUUGGAAUUGAUCCCAUUGCUGUAGGUAACAUGUCUUCAAAGUCUGUUUAUUGCAAGCUGUAUAAAGAUGAUCCAGAGGAUAUAAAAACCAGUAAUAAGCGGCGCAAUAGAUGGACGGAAGACAGCGAAAGGUUAUUCCUUCAGUUAUGGAGGAGCAACUUGGACGAGCUGCGUGCUUGCAAGAAAAACAGUCACAUUUUAAUGGAAAUAGUUGUGGAAAUGGAAUUGCAAGGUUUUAAAUACAGUUUAAUAGAAAUGAAGACAAAGAUGCACAAUAUGACUUCGAAGUACCGAAGGGAACGUAUUGAAGUCAGAACUACAGGAAUACCAUCGCUUUGGGAGCAUUAUGACGUAAUGAAUUCGUUAAUAACUGAGUAUGAAAAUGACCGGCGCAACUCCUUGGACAUUGACCAUUCUAACGCCAAAAAAAUAAAAUUUGAUCACGAAAAUCCACUUUUGAUGCCUGAGAAGAACCACAAUACACCCAGAGAUUCCAAAUCCUCCUGGAAUGAUAACAAUUUCGAUACUCUGAGUGAGAGCGAUAACAGUGUGGAAAAAAAUGUUGGCCAUAAUGUUGAGGACAUGGCGGAAUCGAAUAACUAUUCUAUAUCAGUGCGAGGAAACUUAAAGUCCACGAAAAAUUCAAUAUGUGAUAAUUACUGUUCAAAGGUACAAAACACAAACCGAUCCAUUGUGGUGGAAACAAACGGACAUGAUGAUAUGGAUUUAUUUUUUUUAAGUAUGUCGAAGACGGUUAGGAAGCUUCCACAUCACGUACAAGUGCAUCUUAAGAGGAAAAUUUGUAAUUUAGUUUUUGAAGCUGAAUUGAAAGACUUAAAGCCAAGUAAUGUCGAUGAUAAUGAUUUGUAGAUUACAUAUUCUGCGCAAUAUAUCAAAAAAGUUUAUGCGCAUAAAUGCAUAUAUUGAAAAUCCUAUAGAUAUGUACUACAUAUGUAUGUAUAUGUACAUAUGUCAAAUAUUCGAAAUAUCUCUAUUACAUUACAUUGAAUUGCAUUUCAUAAUAAAUUUAAGUCACAUUCAUCAAUUUGAAAUCCACUAAUUUUAUACUGAUAAUUUCAUUUGAAAUGUAUGUCUAAAAGUUUACGAUAAAAAUAUUGAUA